AUGGCUUUCUUCUUUAACCGCGGCCGAUCCCGCCAACCAUCCGAUGUUGUGAGAUCAAUUAAAGAUUCGUUGGCAAGACUUCGUGAGCCAUCGGCAGCUCCCAAGGUUGAAGAUGAGUUGGCCAAACAGCUUUCUCAGAUGAAGUUGAUGGUGCAGGGGACUCAGGAAAUUGAAGUCUCAACCGAUCAGGUCCACGCUCUGGUCCAGGCUAUGUUACAAGAAGACCUACUUUACGAACUCGCGCUCGCUCUUCACAGCCUCCCAUUCGAAGCGAGGAAAGAUACUCAAACGAUAUUCUCACACAUACUUCGCUUCAAACCCCCUCAAGCCAAUUCACCGGACCCGCCCGUUAUCUCAUAUAUCGUACACAAUCGACCCGAAAUUAUUAUCGAGUUAUGCAGGGGCUAUGAGCACAGCCAAAGCGCUAUGCCCUGUGGCACUAUUUUGAGAGAGGCCCUCAAGUUCGACGUGAUCGCUGCGAUCAUUCUUUAUGACCAGUCCAAGGAAGGAGAGCCGGCCAUUAGACUGACCGAGGUCCAGCCCAACGUUCCUCAACGCGGAACUGGUGUUUUUUGGAGAUUCUUCCAUUGGAUUGAUCGAGGCAGCUUUGAGCUAAGUGCAGAUGCCUUCACGACUUUCAGGGCACGUAUACCAAAGAGUUAUUCCGAACUCUUGACGCGCCAUAAAUCCCUUGUGACCGGGUACCUGGCGACGAACUUUGAUUACUUUUUCGCGCAAUUCAACUCUUCCCUCGUACAGUCUGACUCAUAUGUCACCAAACGACAAAGUAUCAAGCUGCUGGGUGAGAUCUUACUAGACCGCGCCAACUACAGUGUGAUGAUGCGAUAUGUCGAAAGCGGAGAGAACCUUAAACUCUGCAUGAAGCUCCUGCGCGAUGACCGUAAGAUGGUUCAAUAUGAGGGAUUUCACGUUUUUAAGGUAUUUGUUGCGAAUCCGGACAAAUCAGUGGCAGUGCAACGGAUUCUCAUCAACAAUCGAGAUCGGUUGUUAAAAUUCCUGCCGAAAUUCCUGGAAGACCGGACAGAUGAUGACCAGUUCACCGAUGAGAAGAGCUUCCUAGUUCGACAGAUCGAACUUUUGCCCAAGGAGCCCAUUGAACCAUCACGUUCUGGGCGUGAGCCAUCUCGCUCAACUGCCAACACCGCGACUGUAGCCUGAAAAUGAGAGUCUGUUAACGGUUUGGCUGCGGUGCAUGCCAGUCCGUCAUUGUUGCCUCUUGGCCCUCAUUACUACUCCCCUCACUAUUAUUCACCCCGCCCAUCAACUUUUCCAUCCUGAGUUUGAACAUGCCAGGGAAACGUCGGGGCACCGGAUGUACUACACUAUGCGUAUGGGGUUGCAUUUAUUGCCAGCUGGUAUCUGGCGUUUUGGAGUUACUUUUUUGGGGACUUGGGACGGGAUACGUGCGCGGUUCAUUGCCAGGAGCGCUGCUAGGGUCGCAACAAAGCGCAAAAUAACAGGGAAGAAGAGCGAUGAUGGAAGGGAAAUUUAGAAAGUCCUUACAUCGAAAAAUCAGAUUAAGUAAACCCUGG
Aspergillus versicolor CBS 583.65 is the source of this 1553-nucleotide messenger RNA. RefSeq names its product Mo25 family protein. NCBI's taxonomy places the organism in Eukaryota, Fungi, Ascomycota, Eurotiomycetes, Eurotiales, Aspergillaceae. Gene Ontology annotation, molecular function: protein serine/threonine kinase activator activity. The transcript has 5 exons. Gene Ontology annotation, biological process: intracellular signal transduction. The record is from RefSeq and is a predicted model, not a curated record. Bases 1 to 1179 code for a protein of 392 amino acids.